CUCUUCCCUGAGCCUUCCCCAUCGGUGGAUGCCCACAGGGAUGGAGAUCAAUGUUUGCAGCGCAGCAAUGCCUUAUCGGCAACCUUUAAUCUUGUUUGCUCGGACCCUCUGUCCAUUGGGCAGCCAGGCCCCGGCUCCCCCCAGGACAAGGUACGCGACCGCGGCACACGGUGCUGGCUCAGCACAUACCGGGAGUGGGGCAGCCGGUGUGUCUCCGCCGAGCCAGAGCACGUCCUGACCCUACAGCCAGCGCCAGGCGAUGGAGGCGGGCGAAGGCACAGAGGAGACCCCGCUGCCUCUGGUGCUGACACGGUUUCAGCUCUCCGAGGAGUACGGCUUCCUUCUUCCCGAUCCUCUGACGGAGCUGCCGGCACCCUACGGUCCCUGGAUGGAGAUUGCCCAUGACCUGCCUCAGCUGAUCGCGAGCCAUCGGCUCCGCUCACAAGUUCACCAGAUGCCGCAGCUGAGCACCCGGCACCUCCGAGGGCGUGAGGAGCUGCACUUGGCGCAUCUGGUGCUCAGCUUCAUCACGAUGGGCUACCUCUGGCAGGAGGGCGAGGAGGGCACCGUGAAGGUCCUGCCCCAAAAUCUCGCUGUCCCCUUCUGGGAGGUCUCGCAGGCCCUCGGCCUCCCCCCCAUCCUCAGCCACACGGACUUUGUGUUGGCCAACUGGAGGAGGAAGAACCCCAACAGGCCUCUGGAAAUUGAGAACCUGGACACCAUCAUCUCGCUGCCUGGGGGAGAGAGCCUGCGAGGCUUCAUCCUCGUCACCCUCCUGGUUGAGAAGGCGGCUGUGCCUGGGAUUAAGGCAAUCAUUCAGGCCAUUCGUGCCAUCCUGCAGCUUGAUGAGGAGACCCUGCACAAAGCCCUGCAGGAGCUGGCAGAGGCCAUCGGGGACAUGAGCAAGGCUUUGAAACGGAUGCAUGACUAUGUGGAUCCAGCAGUAUUUUAUGCUGUGAUCCGGAUCUUUCUCUCCGGCUGGAAAGAUAACCCCGCCAUGCCGGACGGGUUGAUAUACGAAGGUGUAUCUGAUGAGCCCAUGGCAUACUCGGGAGGGAGCGCAGCACAGAGCACCAUCCUUCAUGCUUUUGAUGAGCUCCUGGGGAUUCGCCAUAGCGAGGAGAGCACUGCCUUCCUGCACAGGAUGAGGGACUACAUGCCCCCACCCCACAGAGCCUUUGUGGAGGAGAUCCACCGUGCCCCCUCCCUGAAGCAGCACGUGCUCUCCUCUGGAGACGCACGGCUCUGCACGGCUUUCAACCGGUGCGUCUCGGCACUGGCAGAGUUCAGGUCCCACCACAUCACCAUCGUCACCAAGUACAUCACCGUCGCGGCGGCCAAAGCCAAGGCUGGGCAGGCAGACCCGGGUGACAGGGCUGGCCCCUCUGCGGUGAAGCCCCCAUCCGCGCUGGAGGCCAAAGGGACCGGCGGGUCCCACAUCUUCAGCUUCCUGAAGAGCGUCAGGGACACCACCAGGGAAGGGAUGAUAAGUGCCUGACUUGCCCUGAGGGUUUGCAAGGCACUGCUGAAAGCGGGUGCAGAAGGCCAAAGGGCUCCAGCGCAUGUCUGCAGUGCAUGAGCCAACAUCCGACCACAGCGACCUUCACCGAAAAACCUCCUCUCAGCAGCACCCUUCCCGCAUGCAUCUGGGACAUGGGGAACGUGCUCUGGGUUGUCGAGGGAGGAGAGGACUGCUGCUGAUAACCCCCCAAAGGCACACAGCGAGCGCAGCAUCCUUCCACGGCACCGGGAUGGGCACAGCAUCCUUCCACGGCACCGGGAUGGGCACAGCAUUGUUCCGCAGCACUGGGAUGGGCCCAGCAUCCUUCCACGGCACCAGGAUGGGCCCAGCAUCCUUCCACAGCACCGGGAUGGGCACAGCAUCCUUCCACAGCACUGGGAUCAGCACAGCAUCCUUCCACGGCACCAGGAUGGGCACAGCAUCCUUCCACGGUACCGGGAUGGGCACAGCAUCCUUCUACAGCACUGGGAUGGGCACAGCAUCCUUCCAUGGUACUGGGAUCAGCACAGCAUCCUUCCACGGUACCGGGAUGGGCACAGCAUCCUUCCACGGCACUGCAAUAGGCACAGCAUCCCUCUCCGGCACCAGGAAGAGCUGUGUCCGUCCAAGCCCUGCUUGCUGCACCCCUCCAGGCUCUCUCUCUGCGACCCCCCCCGGGGGUCGGGGCUGCCGCUCCGCUGCGGGGGCCGCAGGGGGGGCUGGAGGCGGCUGGGGUUCCGCGGCCCUAAUAAAGCAGCGAUUCCCAAA
Molecule: messenger RNA, 2269 nt
Organism: Harpia harpyja (harpy eagle)
Lineage: Eukaryota; Metazoa; Chordata; Aves; Accipitriformes; Accipitridae
Product: indoleamine 2,3-dioxygenase 2-like
Exons: 10
Coding region: 260-1498 (412 amino acids)
Biological process (GO): 'de novo' NAD+ biosynthetic process from L-tryptophan
Cellular component (GO): cytoplasm
Molecular function (GO): heme binding; metal ion binding; L-tryptophan 2,3-dioxygenase activity
Source: RefSeq, a predicted model, not a curated record